Beta vulgaris subsp. vulgaris (sugar beet) is the source of this 3494-nucleotide messenger RNA. RefSeq lists its product as uncharacterized. NCBI's taxonomy places the organism in Eukaryota, Viridiplantae, Streptophyta, Magnoliopsida, Caryophyllales, Amaranthaceae. The transcript has 6 exons. The coding region runs from base 98 to 1399 and encodes 433 amino acids. The record is from RefSeq and is a predicted model, not a curated record.
UAUUUAACUUGGGUUUUAGGGACAAGUAGCCGUAGCAAGUAGCAAGUAGCAAGUAGCAAGCAAGCAGCAAGUGUAAAAUUUCAAAGGUUGAUUCCUGAUGUGGCAAUGGCGGAUGGGCAGUUCAAGGUCGAAAUCAACGGUGCGUAGGUUAUCAUCAUCAAUCAGAACAAAACUUGAAGAUGAAGGUUCUUGGUUUUAUUCCCCUGAAUGGUGGGGCCCAGAUAUCGAACACCAUUCUCACUCCAUCUUCCAAGCUACCUCCGUUCAUGGGAACGGCGUCGUUUCAGUCUUCGCUUACCCUUCUUCUACGCCCACUGCAAAUCAAUGGUGGAGAACAGAAAACUGGCUUCAGAAAAGAUAUGCUGAAGUACGUUCAGAUACUAAACAUGAGCAACACUUUAAAGUACUUGGGUACCAGUGGCGUGUGCUUCGCUUCAACGAAUUUACACGGCAGAGUGCUGUAAAAGUUAUGGCAGCUUUUGAAGUGUCGGAUCCUAGUUCAGUAUACUACAUGCAGCAACCACACGUUUUGGCUGUUCCUUAUACAAGAAGCAUGGUAUCAGCUGGAUUAACUACUCUAUCAUCUACUAGUUAUGAUCUUGUGAGUGCAGUGAAUGGAAAGAACAAAAUGCGGAUAUUAUGUGUUGGUCAUGGCGGAGGAAGUUUACCAUUAUUUUUAGCUUCUAAAAUUCAAGGUGCUGUUAUUGACAUCGUCGAAAUAGACCCUCUUGUGAUUUCAACUUCCAUACAAGCAAUGGGUUUUCCAUCAUACUCAGUUGCAGUUACUCCAGGGUGCCGUGAUCUCUCAAGAACCGAUACAGUGGAUGAUGUUCUAUGGAAAGGCAUCCAUGAGAGACUUUUCCUUUAUGAGUCGGAUGCUGAGAAAUUUAUCCUCAAAACACAAAACAUGUACGACAUUAUCUUCAUUGAUGCAUACGAUGGAGAUGAUGUUUUUCCUCGCAAGCUUUGGGACCCAGAUUCUCCCUUCCUGGUAGCCCUGGCUAACAGACUCAAUCCUUAUCAUGGCACUGUUGUAGUGAAUCUUCACUCUGAUGAUGAUGUACAGAGUGCUGAUGCAUCAGCUGCAUCUAUACACCAGCCAGUUCUACCUAUGGGGAAAUAUGUUUCUGAAGUCUGCCAAGCAUACAAGGAUAUGUUGGUGUGUAGAAGUUCCUCGUGUGGACAACAACAUCCUGGAGUCGGGUUCACUGUUUCAGUUCCUUGGGUAUGCAAUACUACCCUUGUUGUUUCUAGAGGUUUUGGUAUGGCUGCUGAAAGUUUGGACAAGGAUUCAGUUUUCAAUAUCCUCAUGUCUAAGUCUGCUUCGGUGGACAAAGAUUUAAAUAUGCCAUUUUCAUGUUCACAGUAUCUGGACAGACGUUUCCGUCUUCUUGGCUGACAUUUAAGAAUGUAUAGGAAAUAGUUGUAGUCGCAUGGAAGGUUGCAAGUUUUCACAGGUAUUCACAUCUCCAGAAAGAAUUUUCCCUAGAGAUUGUAAGAAAGUUGGUUUUGCUGCCUGCAAAAAUUAUGAGAGAACAUGUCACAUUUGGCGUACCUUCAUAUAGGGAAUGAACACUUGCUCGGAAGUUUUGAUUUCGUCUAAUUGUAUUAUACAUUCUGCAUGCCUGUAUCUGUUCUCGUCAGGUAUAUUCAAUUUGGAACUCGGAGCAUUUAGCAUUCAAAUAUUUGAAGACUGGAUCAUAAUUUACCAAGCACCAAUAGGUCUUUGUACUCAUUGCUAUUUCUUCUUUGUUGUGUGAUUUUCUAGGUGUGUUAAGGUUUCAACCUUUGAGAAAGACAGCAAUGAACACUUGGUGGCUUAAAGUUUCUGAGCCUUGGCGUUGAGCGCCUUCAGUGCUAGAAAGGCUGCAGUUAAUUGAUGCGUUGUUGAGCCCAUGAUAUGAUUUGCAUUAAUUUCUGUUCUCAUCAGCUUUUAAUUUGAUUUGCAUUUUGGUAAUGUUGAUCUAUAAUUUUCCUUGUCUGUACUCUGUAUUCGUAAGAGGUGAAUAAAACAAACAAAAAGCCUCUUAAAACAUGGAAUCUGAAGUUCAAUAAUCGAUGAAUCAAUAAAAUUCAGCCGAAGAUGAAUAAUAGUAUAAUAUCUUCUAGUAUAUAUAUUUUUGUCAGAAAGGACAUAAUAAAAUAAAAGUUUGGUGGAGAAUGACCUAAUAAAAUACUUCCGAUUGUGAAUAGGAACCACUUUAUGAAUUUUCGGCCAAAUUUACCAUUUAUCGGCGUUGACCUUUUUUUUUUUUUUACCCCUAGUUGACUUUUUAAUGUUUUGUUCCUAUUUUAAAUCCAAGGAGAUGCAAAUUCUUUAGAUGGGUGGAUGACAAGAUGACAGAAUGGCAACGAAUUGUGAUUAAUGAUCUUGUUGAUGAGAAGAAGUUUUUGUUGAAUGAGUUGAAGGUGGUAAAACAAGAAAUGGCUUUGAUGAAGGCUAACAAAUUGAAAGUUGAAGCAUAAUUUGAGAAGUUGAAGUUGAAAUUAAAGAUGAAGGAGAAGGUUAAGCUAACGGGAACAUUAAGUUUGGGGAUUCAAUAGGGAUUUGUGUGCUGUAAAAUAGAAACAGAACAUUAAAGAGUCAACUAGGGGUAAAAAAAAGAUCAAUGCCGGUAAAUGGUAAAUUUGGCCGGUAAUUCAUAAAGUGGUUCAUGUUCAUAAUCGGAAAUAUUUUAUUAGGUCCUUUUAGAUAAAAAAAAUAUUUAUUAGGUCUUUCCCCACAAAACUUGUAUUUUAUUAGGUCCUUUCUGACAAAAGACCCAUAUAUAUAUAUAUAUAUAUAUAUAUAUAUAGGGUUGGGUUCUAGUGAGAACCUCUUUAAGGUGAGAACCACCUUAUGGUGAGAACUCUCCCAUACUAUAUAAGAAAGCCCAAAAUACUUUCCUUAGAAAAAAAGCCCGAAAAUACUGCAAAUUCAGCAACAAAGUGAACGCUCAUUUUUUCUCUUCUCCCUCAUGCAAUUCUCAUCCUCGCGAUUCCUUCGAUCUUCCAAGAACACCAAAUUAAAUUCAAAAUUCCACGAACAUAUAACAAGAAAUCAAGGAUUUUUCAUGAAAUUGGCGAACAAAUUCUGAAUUUUUUGUCGGUAACGCAACUUCUCUGCUUGUUUGCGGUGUGCGAUAGCGUGUCGUGGAGAUAGAUAAGCUAAGAACUACGAGUUUCUGGAUCCAUUUGGAAGUAGAUGGCAUGAAUGAAACACUUUAUGAGUUGAUGGCUUCUCUAGACCACAACAACGCUGUUAAAGCAGAUGUUCUUAUAGCACUCUUGCAGCAUUAAAUUUGGUUGUCAUAGUCAAGAUAUAACUAUGAACAUUCUACUUUUUAUGUAGUCUAUAUUAAUCACAUAAUGGCUUGUUUUUGCUUGCUGCUAUCUUAGUUUAUAUACUCGUAUUUUAUUGUGAUGCUAUGUACUAGUUUUAUAUUUGAGGCGAGUUAUUUUCUCAUGUUAUCUACUUAAAUCUGCAAGAAGUCAAUUGCAAUUAUAGUUUUAUA